Molecule: messenger RNA, 2035 nt
Organism: Phodopus roborovskii (desert hamster)
Lineage: Eukaryota; Metazoa; Chordata; Mammalia; Rodentia; Cricetidae
Gene: Cylc1
Product: cylicin 1
Exons: 5
Coding region: 1-1917 (638 amino acids)
Cellular component (GO): nucleus; acrosomal matrix
Molecular function (GO): structural constituent of cytoskeleton
Source: RefSeq, a predicted model, not a curated record
AUGUGGAUGCUGGUCACAGAGCUGUCAUCUUCGACCAAUUCCGUGGAGUAUAGGACAUUGUGGCAAGAGAUAAACACCACAACAUGUGAUGAUUACAUUUUAAUCAGUGAAACUGUGGAAAAAUGCAAUCAAGAACAUUUUGAUUUGACACUUCCCAAAACAACUCUGCCAGGUAUAAGGAAGAGAUCAGGAUCUUCAGAAUUACAAGUGUCAGUUCCUAGGCAAGAAAAAGUGAAAGUUGAUAAAGGUCAGAAACCAACUACUAUAUGGAUAAAUCAAUGUUUCAGAGAACUUUUCCUACGGCCACCCUUUUCCCUAACUUUCAUUACACAGGAUCCAUUCAAAUAUCUUUAUAAUCCUCGAAACCAUUAUAUAAUGUCAACAAUUAGAAAGACCAAAGAUGAUAAAAGAACAACCUUGAAGAAAACUUUCAAGGUAAAUAUAAGCUCAUGUGCAAUAAAUCUGGAAUGCAAGACAAUAACAACUAAAGGUAAACCUGAAAUAAUCAACACAGAAACAAAUCCAUCAAAAUCAUCACAUGAAAGUGAACUAUUUGGAAACUUAAAUGCCACAUUAGAAUCCAAUCUAGAAUCCAACAAUUCCAAGAUAACCAUGGAAAUAGAUUCAAGAAAUGACAAUGAAUAUUCAAUGAAUUUCAAGAAAACAAAUGAUGAAGCUGUAUUUUGGAAGGGCAAUCCAAAUGCAAAGUCCAAGAAGAGCUCUGAGAAAUUUUCUGAUGACAAAUCAAAGUGCAUAAGUCGCUCAUAUAUGAACUUAAUGUUUCUCAAUGAGUUAAGAGCUGAAUCCAAAGAUUUUGAUGAAUGGGCAACAAAUUGCUCACAGAACAAUGCUAAGAAGCCUGCAAAGAAGGGUGGAAAGAAGGAAAAGGACUCUGAUCCUGAUUCUGGAGACUCAAAAGAUGCAAGGAAAGAAGGAAAGAAAAAGAGAGAAUCUAGGAAAAAGAUGGAUACAGAGUCUACAGAUGCUGAAUCUGGUGACUCCAAGGAUGCAAAGAAAGAAUCAAAAAGAGAUAAAAAAGAAAAAAGGGAAGUCAGAAAAAAGAAGGACACAGAAUCUACUGGUACUGAAUCUGGUGACUCCAAGGAUUCAAAGAAAGAAAAGAAUAUGGACAAAAAAGGUUCAGAUUCUACUGAUGCUGAAUCUAUAGACUCAAGGGGUGCAAAAAAAGAAAAGAGACGUUCAAAGAAAGAUGAUAAGAAGGAUGCAUUCUAUACUGAUUCUGAAUCAGACGUAGAGUCAAAGAAGGGCAAGAAAGAUGAAAAGAAGGAAACUAAAGGGAACAAGAGGAAGCCUAUUAAAGAUACAAAGUCUACUGAUGCUGAUUCUGAAUCUGAAGGUGAUCUAUCAGUAAAGAAAGGUGAAAAGAAAGAUAAGAAAACUAUAAAGAAAGGAGAAAAGAAGGAUGCAAAGAAUAAAGUAGAGUCUACUGCAAGUGAGUCUGAAUUUGAAGUUAAGAAGGAAAAGAAAGAGGCCAUGAAAGAUUCGAUGAAGGACAUAGGUAGUUAUUCUGAUUCAGCAUCUGAUGUAUCUUCCAAGACAGGCAUACAGAGAGAUGUAAGGCCUUCAGAUACUGAAUCUGAAGGGUCAUCGGAGUUUAAGGUUAUAAAGACCACUGAUGAUUCAGAUGUCACAUCCAACGACUCAAAGAAGGGAACAUCAGAACUAAGAAGAGGAUUCAGAGCAUCAUCCAAAAAGACUACUUUCAGAGAAAAGGGGAAAAGAAGUGUGGGUGGUAGAAUCCCUACAUCAAGAGAAAGACUACCACUCCCUCCUUGUGAGCCUUUACGAGCAUCACUUAAGCCAAAACACGUCUGUCAGUGCAAGGUGCCUCCUCCACCUCCAAAGGAAAGAUAUGCUCCUUUGCCUGGAGUGGAAUGGAUUCAUAAGAUACUCUGAAGAAUAGGUGAGCCAUAGGACUUGCAGACUGGCCUUGUGGAAGCAAACUACUUUCAGAGGCACCUUUCUGCUUCAAUGGAACUGUAGUAAAUAAAAGUAAGCAUCAGCAGCAUCCAAA